UUGAAUUUUGUUUCUUUGUAAUUGUCAAUGGUUGAUUUAUUAUCAUCAUAAAUUAUAAUAAUCGAAAAAGUAUAUUUCAAUGUUAAUAACGAAAAUCGGUGAUUUUAAUUUUGAUUCAUAAAUCGAAUGUGUGAUGGCCCGAAUUAUUCUUACAAGAAAUUCAAUGAAUUCUAGUGCCUGUACAUUGGAUGAUGUUGAUGUUGUUGAAGUUGGUUCCAAUCAUUCAUAUGAUCUUUCUAAUGAAGAUGAAGAUGACGACGACGAUGAUGAUGAUGAUGAUGAUGAUGAUGAAGAGAAUGAUGAAGAUAAACAGAAUGAAAAAUAUCUACGAAAAUUAUUAGAUGCAAUUGAUAUGAUUGUAUUUGAUCAGGAAGAAUAUCCAGAUUUAAUCGAUAUACCAGAAACAAUAUUACCUGAAAUACAAACUUGGCAAUGGAAAUUUCGUACAAAACAUGAUGCCAAUUUAAAUCGUCAAGGUCGAACAUAUGAAAAAUCACCACUACCAUCACAAACUGUUGACCUUUCAUCGAAUAAUAAUAGCAGCAACAAUCGUGAAAAAACAUUGCCAAAAUUAUCAAUAAAAAACAACACAAAACGUAUUGAACGGAUAUCAUUUAUAAACAAUGAAACACAAAGACGAGAAAUUGGAAUGAUCAAUGGUAAACAACAACAGAUAACAUUGCCACCGUUAUGCAUAUCGAAACAAACAUCUAGAUGUCCAACUGGUUAUGUUUUAUUGAAUGAAAAUCCUGAUUAUAUUAGACCUGAAUUUAGACGUAAAGCAAGCUUAAUCCUUAAUGGUAUUGAUAAUAGUUCGACAAAAACAACAACGAAUAUAACGAAAACAACAUCUUUGUAUUUUGAAUCAUCAUCGUUUUUAUCAUCACCAUCAAUCAUUCAACGACAAUCACCAAUGAUAGUGUCAUCUAUAUUUCAUAAUCGUCGAAAUUCUUCAAUACGACAAUCAAGAAUUGAUUCUUCAAAUCAUCAUCAUCAUCAUAAUAAUGAUGAUCAUUUACGAUUACGAUUGCCAAUAUUAUUGAAUAAUAAUGUCAAUGUUUCUCAUUCAAUAACAACAACAACAACAACAGCAGCAGCAGCAGUAACAGCUAGCCAAAGACGUACAACAGGCAUUGCAGGCGUUUAAAAUGUCAUCAUCAUUCUCUAAUGGUAAAAGAGUUAAAAAAAAUUCACGUACAAUGAUGGCAAUUAAAAA
Dermatophagoides farinae (American house dust mite) is the source of this 1216-nucleotide messenger RNA. The record is from RefSeq and is a predicted model, not a curated record. Lineage: Eukaryota; Metazoa; Arthropoda; Arachnida; Sarcoptiformes; Pyroglyphidae.